UCACUUUAACUAGCUUGUGACGGCAAAAGGAAACCGGGGGCACCGGGAGUUUUCCAAAAUGAGCAGUUCAGAGGAAGUGUCAUGGAUCUCCUGGUUCUGUGGACUACGGGGAAAUGAGUUCUUUUGUGAAGUUGAUGAAGACUACAUCCAGGAUAAAUUCAACUUGACAGGACUGAACGAACAGGUCCCACAUUACAGGCAGGCCCUUGAUAUGAUCUUGGAUCUAGAGCCAGAUGAGGAGCUGGAGGACAAUCCCAACCAGAGCGACCUGAUAGAGCAGGCAGCUGAGAUGCUGUACGGACUGAUCCACGCCCGCUACAUCCUCACCAACCGAGGCAUUGCCCAGAUGCUGGAGAAAUAUCAACAGGGGGACUUCGGCUACUGCCCCAGAGUCUAUUGCGAGAACCAGCCGAUGCUACCCAUUGGCCUGUCUGACAUCCCCGGCGAGGCCAUGGUGAAGCUGUACUGCCCCAAGUGCAUGGACGUGUACACGCCCAAGUCGUCCCGGCACCACCACACGGACGGGGCCUACUUCGGCACCGGCUUCCCCCACAUGCUCUUCAUGGUGCACCCCGAAUACCGGCCCAAGAGGCCCGCCAAUCAGUUCGUGCCCAGGCUGUACGGCUUCAAGAUCCAUCCCAUGGCCUACCAGCUGCAGCUGCAGGCGGCCUCCAGCUUCAAGAGCCCAGUCAAAGCCAUCCGCUAGGACGCCCGCACCAGGGAGGGCUGCAGGGAGGGAGGGAGGGGGGGUGGGAGAGAGGAGGGAUGGAGAGAAGAGAAGAGAAGAGCAGAGGUGUCGAUCCUGGGUUCAGAAAGUCAAAACCCUGCCACACAUUUGAUCCAGCCAGCUCUGAUUCAGCUGAUCGUACGGAGUACUCAAAGCAGGUAGACUGGCUUACCUGUGUUGGAUGGAAACUAUGGCAGGGUUUUUACUUCUGAACUAGGUUUUACCCUGAAUCUCAAAUGGCGCACUUGUGCACUUUAGUGUUCAUGUUUUAGUGCCUAUGGCGUAUUAGUUACGCUCUGAAACAUAGUGCAGAAGUGCUGAAGUGCACCAUUUGAGAUUCAGGGGUUCGACUCCUGGAUGGGGGGGAGGGGGAGGGUGGGGCGAGAUCAUUGUUAUUUGAGAGGUGGAGGAGUAGGAGGGUGACUAGGGAAUAUGAUGGGCGGACGGUGGGUUAUUAUUUACUAUGAUGAUGAUGAUGUGUGAAGGAGAGGAAGGGUGAUGUACCUCAGAUGCUACACAUUACAUACACCCCACUCCACUCCUACCACCCACCCACACACACACACUCUACUGCUGAGGCAGACCAGAAAUGUGUGGGUUUUUUUUGUUUGUUUUAGAUUUAGUGACCUUGAGAGAACAAAUGGAAAAAUUAUAUAGAGUGUUUGGUCUAUAUAUAAAGGCAUGGACGGCUUAAAAAACAAAACAAAGAAAAUCAAGUCCUCUUCUCUGUCACAUGCACACAUCCUCAUACAUUUUACACACAACUGCACACACUCGAAAUGUGAGAAGGGAGAGGGUAUCCCACUGUUGUGAAAAAUUUGCUUGUGUUGGUGAUCAUUGUGUAAGCUUGAGUUUUUAGAGCAAGUUCUUACAUUUUAAAGCUCAAAGUAGAAAUCCGGUGAUUGUUUUAAAUAUGUUGUUCUUUUUUCCUUGCCCCAAUUCCCCCCUUUCUUUGUAACAAGGCACACAAUAUGAGUUUGAGCUGGAUUGUCACCAAUUGUCCUCAUUUUCUUCAUGGCCAAAGCCAACAAGUUGCUGAUGUAAAGCCACUUGUUCACCGGGUCUGUCUUGUGCCUCUCUCUCCUGUCACCAUCCUUUCCAAGUCAGGUCACUGAUGCAUUCUGGGUGUUUUCUCCUGGCAGGCGAUAUUUGCCAUGGUGGCGAUGAUGAUGAUGGUGCUCGUUUGGACGUUUUUUUUUUGUUUUAAUGUAGAUCACUUCUCAGCCGCCCCAGUCUAACUUGCCUUAAUGCAGACAGCUGAAGACCUUGGGUGCAUUUUUUUCCAUCUUCUUUGCCCCUUUCUCUCACAAGCAAACACACACACACACACACGCGCAUACACACACACACGCGCAUACACACACAAACAGGAGAUCAUAAGGCACGCACAAAACACUAGACACGUGGUGGUUCCUCAUCCCUCCUGGCCUGGUUGAAGUCAUUCAUGUGAGACACCUUACAGGACAUGUCCCCCCUAAUGAUGCCAUUUGCUGUUUUCAUGUGUUGUCUUUUUUUGCCCUUCUUGUUUCCUUUCGGCGAACUACAGAUGUUUGUGUGAUGGGCAGGUGUUACCUGGCUCUCUGAGUGGUUGAAAGAACUACACAGGGUGGAUGAGGUGGACUGUAAAUUAAUUAUUGUCAGUUUUGACCUUUUUUUUUUUCCUUCUUCUUUGGUCGUCAAUUCUUUUCUUUGCAGUUGUCAACAAAGAGGAACCAGGGUUCAAAUUUCACAAUAAACAUUUUUUUUCCUAA
This is a messenger RNA of Engraulis encrasicolus (European anchovy), 2478 nucleotides long. It is a transcript of the gene csnk2b, whose product is annotated as casein kinase 2, beta polypeptide. Gene Ontology annotation, molecular function: protein kinase regulator activity. The transcript has 7 exons. Gene Ontology annotation, cellular component: cytoplasm; protein kinase CK2 complex. The record is from RefSeq and is a predicted model, not a curated record. NCBI's taxonomy places the organism in Eukaryota, Metazoa, Chordata, Actinopteri, Clupeiformes, Engraulidae. Bases 59 to 706 code for a protein of 215 amino acids.